UGAGAGCGCCGGCCCUCUCCCCACCUGCUCCUCUGUCCCUCCAGGGGCUGCCGCCCAGCCCCCCACCUGGUCCCCCUGGGCAGGCAGACGCGGGGUCUCCCGCGAAGGCGGUCCCCAUGGCCGGGUGCCGGUGGGGCGUGCUGUGGGUGUGCGUGGUGGCGGCCAUCCUGCUGCACCGGGGCGGGCUGGUGCACGGCGACUGCUGGCUGAUCGAGGGUGACAAGGGCUUCGUGUGGCUGGCCAUCUGCAGCCAGAACCAGCCGCCGUACGAGGCCAUCCCGCAGCAGAUCAACAACACCAUCGUGGACCUGCGGCUCAACGAGAAUCGCAUCCGCAGCGUGCAGUACGCCUCGCUGAGCCGCUUCGGCAACCUCACGUACCUCAACCUCACCAAGAACGAGAUCGCCUACAUCGAGGACGGCGCCUUCUCGGGCCAGUUCAAUCUGCAGGUGCUGCAGCUGGGUUACAACCGACUGCGCAACCUGACAGAGGGCGUGCUGCGCGGGCUGAGCAAGCUGGAGUACCUGUACCUGCAGGCCAAUCUCAUCGAGGUGGUCACGCCCAGCGCCUUCUGGGAGUGCCCCAACAUCGUCAACGUCGACCUGUCCAUGAACCGCAUCCAGCGGCUGCACAGCACCACCUUCGCGGGCCUGGCCAAGCUGUCCGUGUGCGAGCUCUACAGCAACCCGUUCUACUGCUCCUGCGAGCUCCUGGGCUUCCUGCGCUGGCUGGCGGCCUUCACCAAUGCCACACACACCUAUGACCGCAUGCAGUGCGAGUCGCCGCCGCUCUACUCCGGCUACUUCCUCCUGGGCCAGGGCCGCCACGGCCAGCGCAGCAUCCUCAGCAAGCUGCAGUCCGUGUGCACCGAUGGUGCCCACGUGGCUGAGCCGCCCCCGGCACCGGGACGCCUGCCCCCUGGCCGCUCGCCGCCUCCGCCCCCGCCGCCGCCGGAGCCCAGCGAGGCCCCGUGUGCCGACGAGGAGUGCUUCUCGGGUGACGGCACCACGCCGCUGGUGGCCCUGCCCACGCUGGCCCCCCAGGCCGAGGCGCGGCCCCUCCUGAAGGUCAAACAGCUGACUCAGAACUCGGCCACCAUCACGGUGCAGCUGCCCAGCCCGUUCACCCGCAUGUACACGCUGGAGCACUUCAACAACAGCCGCUCGUCCACCGUGUCUCGGCUGACCAAGCCCCAGGAGGAGAUCCGCCUGACCAACCUGUACACGCUCACCAACUACACCUACUGCGUGGUGUCCACCAGCUCCGGGCUGCGCCACAACCACACCUGCCUCACCAUCGGCCUGCCCAGGCCGCCCAGCCCGCCAGGCCCCUUGCCCAGCCCGCCCACGGCCACCCACUACAUCAUGACCGUCCUGGGCUGUCUGUUCGGCAUGGUGCUGGUGCUCGGCGCCGUCUACUGCUGUCUGCGCAGGCGGAGGCGCCAAGAGGAGAAGCACAAGAAGGCGGCCGCGGCCGGCAGCCUCAAGAAGACCAUCAUCGAGCUCAAGUACGGGCCCGAGCUGGAGGCCCCCGGCCUGGCCCCGCUGUCCCAGGGCCCGCUCCUGGGGCCCGAGGCGGUGACCCGCAUCCCAUACCUGCCGGCGCCUGCCAGCGAGGUAGAGCAGUACAAGCUGGGGGAGAGUGGCGGGACACCCAAGGCCAGCAAGGGCAACUACAUGGAGGUCCGCACGGGGGAGCAGAUGGAGCACAGGGACUGCGAGCUGGGCCGGCCCGGCCCCGACAGCCAGAGCUCCGUGGCCGAAAUCUCCACCAUCGCCAAGGAGGUGGACAAGGUCAACCAGAUCAUCAACAACUGCAUCGACGCGCUCAAGUCCGAGGCCACCUCCUUCCAGGGCGGCAAGUCUGGGGCCGUGUCCACGGCCGAGCCACAGCUGGUGCUGCUGUCGGAGCCACUGGCCGGCAAGCACGGCUUCCUGGCCCCCGUCUACAAGGACACCUUCAGCCAUGGUCUGCAGCGGCACCACAGCGUGGAGGCGGCCACUGGGCCGCCGCGCGCCAGCACCUCCUCCAGCGGCUCUGCACGCAGCCCGCGAGCCUUCCGUGCCGAGGCCGCUGGUGCGCACAAGGCCGUGGCCGCCGAGGCCAAGUACAUUGAGAAGAGCUCCCCAGCCCCCGACGCCAUCCUCACUGUGACGCCCGCAGCCGCCGUGCUGCGGGCCGAGGCUGAGAAGGGCCGCCACUACGGCGAGCACCGGCACUCGUACCCCGGCUCCCACCCCGCCGAGCCCCCCGCGCCCCCCGCGCCCCCGCCCCACGAUAGCCUGGGUGGCCGCAAGGCGUCCAUCCUGGAGCCGCUGACCCGGCCGCGGCCCCGCGACCUGGCCUACUCGCAGCUGUCUUCACAGUACCACAACCUGAGCUACUCCUCCAGCCCCGAGUACACCUGCAGGGCCUCCCAGAGCAUCUGGGAGCGCUUCAGACUGAGCCGCCGGCGGCACAAGGACGACGAGCAGUUCAUGGCGGCCGGCCACGCCCUGCGCAAGAAGGUUCAGUUCGCCAAAGACGAGGACCUCCACGACAUCCUGGACUACUGGAAGGGCGUGUCGGCCCAGCACAAGUCCUGAGCCCGCGGCCGGCGCCCGCCCCGCACCUUCCCCGGGACUUGUGGUGCCCACGGGACCAAAAAGGACACAAGACCCACUGCAGCUAUUCGUAACCCAGAGACUCCCACGCAGCACACCACACACGUGCACGCGUGUAGACACACACGCACCGACCCAUGCACACACAGAGACAGAUGCGCACAGACGCAUACACAUGUGCACGGAGACCCAUGCUCACACGUGCACACACACGCAUGCGUGCACACGCAGACACACGCACACAGACGCUCACACGUGCACACACGGACACACAUGCAGACACAUACAGAGACAGAUGCACACACAUGCAGAGACGCUCACACACGGAGACACACACGCAUGUGCACACAGACACGCACACAGCCGGUGUGGAAGCCUGGGGCCCACAGAGAGCGCGGCGGGGAGGGGGUGCUGCCGCUCACAACAGAGGAGGAGCCACGGCCUCCACACACACACUGUGCACAUAGACACGAGACACGCGCACACAAGGGACUUGAGAAAACUGUGUCUGGGGGUGGGGGAAGGGACUUUUUUUUCAUUAUCUUUCCUCUUUGAUUCUUCUCUGUCUUCUUGAUCUUCCUGUCUUUAUUUUCUUCCUUUUUUAAAGAAAAAAAUAAAAGAUCUCUUAAAGACAUAAAACACCAGACACGGGGGGUGCGGCCUGCAUGGCCACCCGGCUCCUCCCAUGAUCUCCUCGUCCUGGUUUGCUGUGGAUUCUCUCCUCCGUCCAUCUCUUUGCUGCCAACUCCAGAGGCCACCAAAGAGGGGACAGAGCGAGUGAGGUGGCCGGGUGGCCUCCAGGACCCGCCCAGAGCCCUGCAGGGCACGCGGGGCACAGGGAGGGCUGUGCCUGGGGUGGCUGGAAGGGUCGCGGGCUGGGCGUGUGUGCUCUGUCCCCGUCCCCACUGUACGCUGUCGUCGUCCCGUUGUACAGAAAAAUAUUUCUAUAUUUGCAAUGUUCGCUGUAAAACGAGAAAGAGACUAUGUCUACUAAAAAAAAAAAAAAAAAUCUGCAAAGGGAAAAACCCAAAUGCUUGUACUGGGUUUUUACUGUGGGGGUUUAGGGAAAGAUUUGGGUUUCUUUUAUAUGCUAUCUGUGGGGGGGGGUUAUUGGUUUUGGCCUUGGGUUGGGGUUACACAUAGGGUCACCACUGAGCCCUCCUCCCUGGAGACCAUGGGCAGGGGGCACACGAGAGGGUUGGAGAAUGUUGGAGAGUGUGCAGAGGCGGUGUGGACGGGGAGGAAGGAGCUAGGGCCACGUGUCUGAUGUGCGUGGGCGUGAGUGGGUGGCCGGAGGUGACGGGCGGCUGGUGUGGCCCCAGAUUCAGAGUGAGCGAGCAGUUUGAGUGUAUGAACCACACCAGACCAUUAAAACUCCAAAGAAAAGCCUCUCUCCGUGGCCGGCGCUGGUGCUGUUUGCCACGGAGGCCACAGGCUCCCUAGUGCCCGGCCCAAGCCCUGGGUCCAGCAGAGCCGCCUUCUCCCAGAAGAGUGGGUGGCCGGGGCCCUGCAGGGCAGGGGCCUCUCGCCUGGGCCCCUCCCUCCCUCUCUCCCGCUGCCAGCCCUGGGGCUGGCCCUCCUGCCU
Zalophus californianus (California sea lion) is the source of this 4188-nucleotide messenger RNA. It is a transcript of the gene ELFN1, whose product is annotated as extracellular leucine rich repeat and fibronectin type III domain containing 1. Lineage: Eukaryota; Metazoa; Chordata; Mammalia; Carnivora; Otariidae. Bases 117 to 2585 code for a protein of 822 amino acids. The transcript has a single exon. Gene Ontology annotation, cellular component: plasma membrane. The record is from RefSeq and is a predicted model, not a curated record. Gene Ontology annotation, molecular function: protein binding.